Molecule: messenger RNA, 1852 nt
Organism: Diabrotica virgifera virgifera (western corn rootworm)
Lineage: Eukaryota; Metazoa; Arthropoda; Insecta; Coleoptera; Chrysomelidae
Product: glutamate receptor ionotropic, kainate glr-3-like
Exons: 8
Coding region: 373-1767 (464 amino acids)
Cellular component (GO): plasma membrane
Molecular function (GO): ligand-gated monoatomic ion channel activity; signaling receptor activity
Source: RefSeq, a predicted model, not a curated record
AGAUGCUGUCCGUACAAAAUCUGCCUGCAAGAAAGACAGUAUUUAUUUAAAAACUGUCAUCUCUUUUUAAAUUAAAUUGUUUAAUAUUUUUCCACAGAGUCUUGAGAGUGAAAUUAUGACACUUAGCCCCCUGUAUGUUGAAAAAUUCUUUCCAUCUCCUUGUUUGUAGAUGUUGAUAAUAUAAAACGGCCGUAAUUUUGUCUGGGAAAAAUUAAGUUAUUCGACCCUGUAAAAGUAACUCAGAAAAUUAGAGACAACCCAUUUGGAGGUGCCGUAAAAUUAUUAUUAAAUUCACACACAUCCAUACAUACCGACCGACCGAUUUUAUUACCAGACAUCGUUAACUUCAUUUUGAGGAGGGUGUCAGCCAGAAUGAAGGUGGUAUUACUUUUUACAGCCGUAUACGUGGCAAGAGCACUUCCAAUAAAUAAACCUCUGUGUGAUAACAGAGACUUGUACGAAUCUAUGGACAAGAUAAGUGUGUGGCACGAGGGAGAGCAAGAGUUCAAGACGAUUUUAUGGCAUUGUAACCAAUGGAGACGUGUAGCUUGGAAUUAUGGCGCUGAUGAUGACACUAAAAUAAAGGUCUUAACUACUAAUGGAUUACCGUAUAUUAAACCGUCCAAUAAUAGUGCAGAUAUACGGGGCUAUGUAGGAGAUAUAUUCGUUAUAAUAGUAGAAGCUUUUAAAAUGAACUUUGUUAUGUACGACGUCCGUUAUACCGACGGAGUUAGUUUCGUCAAUGAUGGACUUGGUGACAUUUAUUUAGGAGGAACUGUUGCAACUUCUGACUUAAAAAACAUUCAAAUUUCUCAACCCUACAUGAUGAACUCCUAUAAACUCUACAUGAAAAAACCCAGGGUGGAGAUAGAUUCAUAUUUUUACAUAAAAUCCUUUUCCAAGAACUUAUGGUUUGUAUCUUUCUUAGUUUUUUUUACGAUGUCUAUUACGAUCUGGGCAACUGGAAGAUUAUUGAAGAAAUAUAAAACCAAAGAACCUUGCGUCUCUUUACCUAUAUGCCUUAUUGGAGCGAUAUCUGGAGUGCUGAACCAAGGUUACGAUUUGGGCUUUAGAAGCUAUUCAGCUAGAAUCCAAAUCUACGUGUCGCUGAUAUUAGGUGUUAUUUUAUACUCGGCUAUGUCUGCAGUGCUUUAUUCCAAGAUGGCCGUGCUGCAAUCACCAUGGCCUUUCGAUUCUUUGGAAGAUAUACCUGGAACUGGAUUAUCAGUGUGCUUGCGUAACAGUAGUUAUAUCUAUAAGUCGUUCUGUCACCCGGACCAAGAUAAUGUGCUACAACCUAUGUGGCAAAACGUCAUCAACACCAAGCAUUGUAUAGGUUUCGAAAACUCGUCUAAUAUAGUAGACAUCAUGUGCAAUAAUCCAGUUGUCGUCUUAGAGAACAAGGUGAUAAUGUCGUCGGUUUUCAGGAACAAGCUUCCUUGCGACUGUGCUAUGUUCAGAACCGAAUAUUUCAAGCUAGGUCUUGUAAUCUAUGUAAGAAAACAUCUUAAGGAAAGCCCGAGUAUAUCAAAGAUGAUAAUAAAACUACAAGGUGCCGGCAUACUAAAAUAUCUUGAAGAAAAAUGGACAUACAAACACAGAGGUGGGUCGGACCCCGAACAAUGGUAUGCAGUAACAUUUAAGCAUAUCGAAGGAAUAUUGGUAUUUUAUUUUCAAAUGGUAGUUUUUAGUCUUUUCGUUCUGGGUAUUGAAAUUAUCUGGAAAGGUGAGAUCUUCAAGUAUAAUGAAAUAACUUGUAUUGAAUGAUCAAAGGUAAAAUAUAGAUAGAAAAAUAUAGCUUGUUAAGUAUGUUAUUUGGUACAACAAUUGUAGAAAGUAAUAAACAUAGUAG